Melitaea cinxia (Glanville fritillary) is the source of this 3482-nucleotide messenger RNA. RefSeq lists its product as uncharacterized. The transcript has 12 exons. NCBI's taxonomy places the organism in Eukaryota, Metazoa, Arthropoda, Insecta, Lepidoptera, Nymphalidae. The record is from RefSeq and is a predicted model, not a curated record. Bases 258 to 3482 code for a protein of 1074 amino acids.
UUUUUCUUCGUGGAUGGGGGCGCGAGCGGCUAGUGUCGUAAAGUCAUCAUAAAAUCGCUAAUCUGUAAAAAUGUUAGAUGAAACCCGUCGAAAAUGAUGGAUUCGCGUAAGCGAAACUAUAGAACAGUGGAUUAGGUAGCUAGCUUGUAACAAAAUGGUUUAAUAGUUGAAUUGUGUAAAUAUUUUAAAGAAGUAAAGAGUGAUUUGAGUGUGCAAAAGUCAUAAGACUUGUGUCAUCUGUCUGCUCUUCCUUCAAGAUGGCUCCUCCACCGGAGUAUGAUAAGGAACCGAAAGCUCCAGAUAAAAGUGUCACAACUGUUUCCAAUGACGAUUCCAAAGCUAUAUAUAAUAAUAUUAAGGAGCCACCGACUAACUCAGAACACAGAAACGUGACAGCGGGCGCCAACGCUGAGGGAGAGCAAAGUAAUAAACACGUGGAGGCACUCGACGACGGUCAACUGCGCGCGCUGCUUGAUGAGGCUAUCACCUACAAGUGUCCCAAAGACCGCGAGGGCAAGAGCAACCUGUUCAAGGAGCUGCUGGAGGAGGUAGAGCAGGACGAGCAGGCGUCCGAGGCGGCGGCGCGGGGGCUGGGCGCGGCGCGGGGCGCGCGGCGGGGCCGGGCGCGCCCAACGACUCCACGCCCCUCCCGCCCGCAGGACCUGGUGGCGGCCAUGGCGGGCGAGGCGGCGCCGCGACGCGCGCGCGCGCCCGCCGCGCCGCCCGCCAGCGUGUCGGCGCGCGCGCUGCACGGCGGCAGCCUGCCCUCCGGCGUCGACACCUCGUUCAUGCUGGGCGAGGAGGCGGCGCGGGGCGGGUACCUGGCUACCGUGCGCUGCGUCAACCCGCCGCCGCUGGCCGAGCGCCGCGUGUCGGCCGGGGACGCCGGCGCGCCGCCCGCCGCCGACGACGCGCCCAGGAGGAGCAAGCCGUCGUUCCCGAUGACGUACACGGCGCGCGCGACGCUCGAGAUCGGCAGCGGCAGCGUGUGCUCGGGGCGCGCGGUCACCACCACCACCGCGUCCAACCAGGUGCGUACCCCCGCCCCGCGCCCCGCCCCGCGCCCCGCCCCGCCCGGCGAGCCCGGCCUGCCGCCGCUCUGGGUGAACAGCGUCAAUAGCUGGUACGAGGGCCUCGAUCGCUACUACGAUCGAAGUAUUGCGAUGAUGAGGAUGCUGAGUGAACGAGUCGUACCGCGACAUUCGAAUGUACGUUCCAAAAAUUAUUGUAUACAAGAAAAUAAGUCGUCGAGCCAAAUAUUAGAUACUUUGAGUAAAAAUGACGAUUCAUCUUACAAAUUUAAUGCAGUCACUGGAGCAAACGCUACCGUAGGCAAUCCGCCCUCUACUUUUUCUGACCAAAAAACUAGUGAUAAUUUUGGAAAUGUCAGUAAAAAAUGUCUUAAAAAUAUCGGUAAUACUGAUGAUAAUACUAACAUAUGUGAAAUAGAUGAAAGACCAGCUUCUCAGAAGAAUAUUAUAGAAAAUGAAACUAAUGUAAAUCGUAAUUAUUCUGAUAACCACAAGCAAUUGGAUUCUAUAACAGAAAUCGAAAUGAAAGAAAUAAUCUCAGCCCCAAACGUAGACGAUCAAAAAAUGUUCUCUGAAGUAGAACUCGUAGAUAUUCGGAAUAAUGAUAAUUCUGUCGAACCAUCUGAUUCUUUUUCUGAUUACGUCACUAGACAGCAGAAACUAAUAAAAAUUGUAGAGAUAAACAAGAUUAAUAUUAAUGCAAAUAAUAAUGUCCAUGUUAAAUGUGACGAUGCACCUUUUAAAGAAAAAGUUGAUACAAACUGUGGGACUGAAGAAAAUUUUGUACAAAAAAGUACGAAUGCAAAAGCUUCUAGCGAAUCUCUAAUAUGUCCCAAAGACGUAAUAGUAUCACAUGAAAUUGUAAGCGAUCGCACUACCACGGUCGAGCAGAGUCGUAUACCUGGCGUGGCAAAUAACGCUUUUAUACUCCUAACGCUCCCGACAAGCUUCGAUAUGACCGCUUUUAACGAUAACUUUAAAACCCUCGAAAUUACCGGAAUAGAAAAUAACACAAAUAACACUACUAACGACGCGGAUGAAAACGAGAGCAAUAAAGUGAGCAAAAGAAAACGGUCGAAAGAGAACAGAUCGAAAAGCGAAAAUUUAAAUCGGAACAUUCUCAAAAAACUCCUCUAUAGCGACACGGCCGAGGUGUCGGAACGCGUUAAGACGAAAUCGUCUCCUAGCGAGGACCGCGAGGUGGACGCGGCCAUCCCCUUCAGCUGCAUCUCCAGCCCCGAGGUGGUGGCGGGCUGCAGCACCACGGCCUCCGCGCCGCCGCCCGCGCCCGCCGCCGACCCCAAGCCCCGCAGCGUGGUGUCGAGCACCUUCAACGGGCUGCCGCUGUCGCGGCCCGGCUGCGGCGCCGCCGAGGAGUACAAGAAAUCUCUCGAUGAAAACGGCAACGCGGUUCAGGGAUUCGGUUCGCCCCUCUCGGGCUCCGGUCAACAGAAGAAGCCGAGGAGAAAAAAGUCGUCGAAGAACGAGACGGUGAUCAAGUCGCACCAGAUAGACGGCUACCAGGGGAACAAGGAUCUCAACGAGGUGCUGCGCUUCAUCGAGUCGAACGCGGAGGGCGCGCGCGCGCCGCACAAGCUGGGCCGCGUCAAGCACAGGGACGACGCCGACGACAAGGGCAAGAAGCGCUCCUCCGAGCGCCGCAAGGACCGGGACGGCAAGCCCGAGCGCGCCUCGUCGCUGGACGAGCGCGCGCGGCCGUCGCGCGCCGAGCGGGCCGCGCGCGCCGCGCCGCCGCCCGCGCCGCCCGAGCGCCGCUCGUGGGGCGACGGCGCGCCGCCCGCCGAGCCGCCCGAGCCCGAGCUGGCCGACUUCCAGACCGUCACCAAGCGCCGCAAGCCGCGCCGCCACGAGCGCGAGCCCGAGCCGCCGCGCCGCGCGCGCCCGCCCUCGCCCGCGCGCGCGCCGCCCUCCGCGCCGCCCUCCGACCGCAGCAACGACUCCAACGACGACAUGGACUCGGUCACGUCGCUGCCGGCCGCGCCGCCGCCGCCGCCGCCGCACGCGUCGUACGCGGACAUCGCGCGCACGCGCCACAACAUCCCCGACCUCAUCGAGUCGUGCAACUUCUACGCGGAGGGCGAGGCGGAGGCGGCGGCGCGGCCGGCGCCGCGCGCGCGCAAGGAGCGCGCCGAGCCCGCCGCCGCGCCCGCGCCCGACGUGGUGGGCGAGCGCCGGCCGGCCGUGGUGCUGCGGCCCGGCGCGCGCGCGCCCGAGCUGGACGGCGUGACGUUCGGCUUCGACGUCAACGAGCAGCUGCUGGGCGCGCGCGUGGACCUGCUGCGCGGCCCGCGCUGCGCGCCGCUGCGCUACGAGCCGCCCGCCGCGCCGCCCGACGCCGCGCAGCUGCUGCGCGUCGUGGCCUACGUGGCGGCCGCGUGGGACGACGUGGUGCGCUGCGGCGGCGGCGCCGUGCGCUACUUCAGCGAGUAG